ACUCAGCGGUUUUGCCAUCAAGGAAGAAGUAACAUAGUCCAACGAAUUAAGAAUACUAUUCAUAGUGAAUUUUCAGAUCUUGUAAAACCAAAAACAGGAAAUCGACAGGUCAUGCAUGAAGAAGAACGAAAGUUCAAAGAAGCUGAUAUUACAAAAGAGUCUUAUUUGAAACUUAACCAACCUGUUGACGCUAAUGAUAAUCCGCAUUACACUUAUCUUAAUUUGAUAAUUGAUCGUACCUUUGCAGAUCCGAAUACUGAAAAAAAUUCUAUUGCAUUUGGAAUAGCUGUUGCUUUAAACUAUCAUGAUCCUUCAAAAGGAAUUAGCAUGGUUCCAAGUGAAGUUGCAGAACGCAUGAAUCACAUUCUUGAAAAAAUGCAAGUCUCAGAUUGCGAAGAAUUAUA
Cetraspora pellucida is the source of this 404-nucleotide messenger RNA. The record is from the annotation of a GenBank genome assembly. Lineage: Eukaryota; Fungi; Glomeromycota; Glomeromycetes; Diversisporales; Gigasporaceae.